AUGGAAUGGCCAGAUGACAGUGAGAGGUGUGAGAAAAAGUCUUUCCUGUAUGAGAUUGUGGUAAAUCAAUGGAAUGGCGUUGAUGUGCGCAAAUGGGACUAUUUUGCACGAGACUGUCAUUACCUCGGCAUCCCAAACAGCUUUGAUCCUCAGCGUCUGCUGAAAUCAGCUCGAGUGUGUGAGGUGAAGGGGGAAAAACACAUCUGCUACAGAGACAAGGUGGCUGAUGAUAUUUAUGACAUGUUUCACACCAGAUACACUCUGUACAACCAGGCCUACCAGCACAAGAUCGUCAACAUCAUUGAAGAAAAAAUCUCUGAAGCCCUCAUAGCAGCAAAAGACAAGAUCACAAAGCUCUCACCAAUUCCUGAAGCUGAAUUACAAAAAGAUAUCAAGAGGAAGAUCUUAAAUAUUCAAAACAAUGAAAAAGGUGGUGAGAAACUAACAGCAAUGAAAGAAUUCAUCAAACUGACCGAUCACAUCUUUGAGGAGAUCUUGUACUCCAGUGAUGUCAACCUGAAAGAUGCCAAGAUGAUGCUUGACGAUGUUGUGAUGCGACGUCUGCCGAAGUGUGUGGGAGAGACUCGACUACAAGAAACUGGAAGGAUCUUCGAGGUGAUUAAACUGGAUUAUAAUAAGGAGGAUACAAACCCUAUCAACAGUGUCUAUUUCUACAGAAAGAAGCAGCAGAAGAAAGGCUGCAAGAUUAGGAAAUAUGAGGUAUCCAGUCUGCUGCCGAAGAAGUUUAGAGAACAAGUUGGUCGAGUUUACUACACAAAAAACUCUGAUGAGGAGGAAAAGGAUGCUAAGGAAUGCUUUAUAUGGUGGUGCCUUGGCAAGUGUGUUAUUGAGCUAUACGACCAGAAUGAGUUUAAAGGCACCAAGUGUGUGGUCACAGGGAACUGUUCAUCAUUGGACCGCUGCAGUAUAACAGAGGUUCGCUCCUGUAAGGUGAUCCGAGGGGUCUGGAAGCUCUGGAAGGGUCGUGGCUACAAUGGAGAUGAUUACCUACUGAAGGAGGGACAGUAUCCCAAUCUUAAGGCAUUGAGUGAUAGCAUAUCCAAUGCUUCUGCUCCUGCUCCCGCUCCCGUUCCUGAUCCUGCUUGGUGUCUUGAAUGUCUGCCAUUUACGAUCCACCUCUAUGAAAAGGAGAAUUUUGAAGGCCCAAUCUUUGAAACAACAGUUGACCUUCAUUCAUUGGACGGCUGUGGUAUAAAGGAGGUCCGCUCCUGUAAGGUGCUCAGUGGUCUCUGGGAUCUCUAUGAGGGUCCUGGCUAUGCUGUACCCCGUUACCAACUGAAGGUGGGGGAGUAUCCCAAUCCUGGGUCAUGGGGCAAUGGCAACACUGCUCCUGCUCUGUCUGUGAAACGUCUGACAUCUUAUAAGAUCCGGCUUUUUGAAAAGGAAGAUUUUGAAGAGCCAAUGCAUGAGACAACAGUUGACCGUCGUUCAUUGGACGGCUGUGGUAUAAAGGAGGUCCGCUCCUGUAAGGUGCUCAGUGGUCUCUGGGAUCUCUCUGAGGGUCGUGACUAUGCUGAACCCAGUUACCAACUGAUGGAGGGGGAAGAGUAUCCCAAUCCUGGGUCGUGGUGUGCCAGUGACCCCACUGCUCCUGCUCGGUCUGUUAAACGUGUGACAGAGUAAAUUCUAUGACUAAUUUCCCUCAUUCAUCUUUAAAGUAGGA
Carassius carassius (crucian carp) is the source of this 1684-nucleotide messenger RNA. RefSeq lists its product as uncharacterized. The transcript has 9 exons. Lineage: Eukaryota; Metazoa; Chordata; Actinopteri; Cypriniformes; Cyprinidae. The record is from RefSeq and is a predicted model, not a curated record. Gene Ontology annotation, biological process: dGTP catabolic process; defense response to virus; regulation of innate immune response. Bases 1 to 1644 code for a protein of 547 amino acids. Gene Ontology annotation, cellular component: nucleus. Gene Ontology annotation, molecular function: dGTPase activity.